Messenger RNA from Aedes albopictus (Asian tiger mosquito), 2502 nucleotides. RefSeq lists its product as uncharacterized. NCBI's taxonomy places the organism in Eukaryota, Metazoa, Arthropoda, Insecta, Diptera, Culicidae. The record is from RefSeq and is a predicted model, not a curated record. The transcript has 3 exons. Bases 336 to 821 code for a protein of 161 amino acids.
CCUUUCACUUUAGCGGAAACCAUCCACUGGAUUCAGUCUAGCGUGGGUGAUCGAAUCGAACGGACUUGGACUGGGUUCCGGAACAGUCGCGGGCUGGAGUCAAUCCCUAGGAAAGAACAUUAAAUCAAAAUCAUGUCAAACAACGGUAACUGUUUGGGUUCGUUGUUGGUGUAGCACGUUUAGUACCGCUUCUAAUGAAUGUGAUUUGUUUGUUGGAUUAGCCAACGAACAAGCUUUUCGAAUAGAAAAAAAAUCUAACGUUGUGAUCAGGCUGAGGAUUAUUCUAACGUUGCUUUUCGUUGACUCGUGUGCUUUUCCGUCGGUGACACGAAACGAUGGGAUGUGGCCCUUCCAAUUCGGCGGUGGCAGCAGUGUCCUCGGACGGUGAUGGAACUUCGAAUGGAACGAAAAAUUCAUAUCCCCCCUCCGAAGCGUUCGAGAUCCCUCUGGAUGACGAGAAUCCGGACAGCCUCAUCAAAAAACAUCCACCGCUGAGGCUGAAACGUUUAGAAGAGCAUUCAACCACUCCGCCCAGCAUCGAAGAUUUGGAAGGAAAGUUGGCCACGGCGGAGGUCCGACGUCAGCAGUUCCUAGCGAGUCGCGUGCAGAAGACUACCAUAAUUGAUAAGACAGAUAACGAUGAAAACGGUGACAUCAAUGCCAUCAGAGAAGAAGACGAACCAGAAGAGGGCGAUGCUAAGAAAAAAGAUGUCAAAGAGGUUGAAUCGAAUGAAGAAGAUGUGAUCAAAGUGGAAAAAGAAGAAGGCGUACAGGAAAACACAAAAUGUGAUACACAAGAGGAGGAACAAAAGGAAAGCUAAUUAUCAAUGAAGAAUGGAUGUGUUGAAUAAAACGAAUACUCUUUUUAUUAAACAUACAUUUAUUAAUCUUUUCACUUUCAUUAUAUACUUUUAAUUGUUUAUAUAUAGAUCAUUUGAACCUAGUUUUUUUUUACUUUUCAUAAUAAUCAAUAAUAAUCAUAAUAUUUUGGCAUACCCGUAUAAUACUUUUAUAAAAUAAACAUUUUCCACAUUGUAUCAUAUUUUUAUUCUUUUUCUAACUCUGUGUACACUUUUGCUAUGCUCUCAAUUUUCACAAAAAAAUCCUUAAUGCUUUCCUUUGUUUCGUCCUCACGGGCUGCUGCCGUUGCUUGUACAGUACUUUCCCCCACUGCACUGUACGGUUCGACUUGUUUACCACAUUUAUUUAUAUUCAUAGGAAAAAUCUCUCGUACGAAAGGAAAAAAUAUUCGUUCACAAAUACUAUAAUGAUAAUCUCAAUUCACUUUUGUUUAAUUUUUUUCUCUUUUGUUUAGGAUACCGGCUGAGCUGGCUUGUUAGGCUUAUUCCGUUCGCGUUCACUUUUAAGCUUCCAGCUUGUUCUUCCCCUACAUGUGUUCACUUUUGGGUUCAUCCGCCCUGAUUUGCUCUGUAAUUCCAAUUCCGUUUAGGUUAGGAGUGUGUCUGGGAGUGUGCGAACGAACGGUCGAUCGUUUGCUAGUGUUCUUAUCAAAAUGACACGAGAGCGAAGGGUAAAAAUGCUUCACCGUUUAUCAUAGUGCUCUGGACUGAUUCUACUAUACGGUUGAUUGGUGGUAACCCUCUAGCAUACCAUCCAUCCAACGGAAAUUCCUAUCGGUGUGGUAUGCGAUUUUCCAACUGUAAAAAAGUCAGAGCUGAUUUGUUAUUUGGGAAUAUCUGAUACCUAUAAACAUCCAUCUAAAUAUAUUCGCUGGUGAGUGAGUAUUCUAUUCAUGCAUGCGUGAGUGGAGAAGAUGUGAGGUUUGCGUGAGUGAGACAUUGAGGAUUGUAUGUGCUGAUGAACGACGAUGGAUAUGGAACUAACAACUGCUGACAGUAUUCAACCCUAUAAGUAAAUGUUCGAUCGGUGCAAACGCUAUAAGCGCAACGAUUUCUAACUGAAAGUGUACCAAGUUCACCAAUCCUGUUCAACGAGAUAGAUUGAAGUUGCUCGAAGUUGGUGCAUCCUGUUCUCACCAUUUUGUUCAUUAAACAGGAAUAAUUUUGAAGCCAAAACAGAUGGCACGGCGCUUUUUGAAAGCACUUUACAUGCCCUCUGCAGCAAGUGACAACUCCUUGACGUCUGCCACCUAGUGUAGUUAUUGGACAACAGUCGGUGACUGUAACGGAAACAUGUUGCACCUAUCGAACAUCUACUGUACAGUUGUUCUUUGUUGCUAGAAUCUGCCUGAUCGAAGUCUGUCAAAGCAGAUGAUCUAUUUUCGAUUUUUUUUUUCUUGACUUAUGUUAUACACGUGUUUGUUACCUACAAUUCGAGUUGAAAUGUUUGAUUCUUCUAUUGAAUAUUUAUUGGUUCUACUAGGUGGAGUUACAGGAGCUUUUAUGCUUAGAUUUGUUCCUUUCGAUUGUAUGACAUUUUAUUUGUCUGUUAGUCGUUGAUAAAAAUCUGUUGAAUGUGAAGUAAGUGAGUUGAUCUAUGUUUUGAGUUUGGCAAUGCCUAGAAAUAAUGUUUUUUCUUUAA